GUGGAAUACAGACUCCUUGCUGCGUCUGUCUCGGCUUUUAGGAGUCUACGAGUAUUCCUCCAACAAUAAAGUGAUAAACCCCAUCUCUGAAAUUGUCACCUCUUCUCUCUCAUCUUCAAUAACUUAAAAAACAUCUUAAAAAAACAUUCCUUUUUUCAAUUUUCAUUCGACGAUAUUAAAUGACUAGUUCCAGAAUCCCAACAGUGGUCUACCAAUGAAGAGAAAACAAUUACUUCAACUUCUUUAGCUUCUUUUUGGUUGGAAUAGAGUUUCUUGACCCAUCAAACAAUCUCAUGCCGCCAUGUAUUGGGUAGUGCCACUUCUAUUCUAAAAGAACUAAGGGUGAAAUGGGAAUCAGAUUGUGCCCUACAUUUUUCUACCUGCUUCUUCUUCAUCUGUUCAUGGAUGCCAUCUCUGCUCAGAUGCCAGGUUUUGUGAGUUUAGAUUGUGGUGGUAAAGACAGUUUCACAGAUGAGAUUGGUCUUCAAUGGACUCCCGAUAUUCAAAUGGUAAGUGGAGAAACGGCCAAUGUAUCUGUGACAGAUGAGACAAGGAUGCAAUACAAGACAGUGAGAUACUUCCCGGCAGAUAACAAAAAGUAUUGCUACACACUUAAUGUAACUAAGAGGAAGAGAUAUCUCUUAAGAGCAACUUUCUUGUAUGGUAACUUUGACAACAAUAAUGUAUACCCAAAGUUUGACAUCUCUCUAGGGGCAACCAAUUGGGCUACCGUGGUUAUUUUUGAUGCUAAUACAAUCGAGAACCAAGAGUUGAUAUUUCUUUCCACUGAUUCAGUGACAAGUUUCUGCUUAUCAAAUGCCACCACCGGACAGCCAUUCAUCUCCACACUCGAACUAAGACAACUUAAUGGCUCAAUGUACCUCACUCCAAGUGAAAACAGCUACUAUCUAAGUGUCUCUGCAAGGCUAAAUUUUGGUGCCAGUAGUGAUGCCCCUCUCAGGUAUCCGGAUGACCCUUAUGAUAGACUAUGGCAAUCAGACACGAUUAAGAAAGCAAAUUAUCUUGUUGAUGUUGCUGAUGGAACUGAAAAAGUAUCAACCACAAAUCCAAUAACUGUACCCUCGUCUGCAAGCGAAUACCCUCCUCAAAAAAUAUUGCAGACAGCUGUGGUCGGGAGGAAUGGUUCAUUAACGUAUCGCCUCAACCUGGACGGUUUCCCUGGUUUUGGCUGGGCUUAUACAUAUUUUGCAGAGAUUGAGGAUUUGGGCCCACGUGACACUAGGAGAUUUAGGCUAGCACUCCCGGGAUAUCCUGACAUCAGCAAGGCUGUUGUUGAUGUUCAAGAGAAUGCACACGGGAAAUUUCGUGCGUAUGAGCCUGGAUAUGAAAACCUGUCCUUCCCCUUUGUCCUGUCUUUUAAAUUUAUGAAGACAUCUGAUUCUACAAUGGGCCCCAUCCUGAAUGCCAUGGAAAUAAACAGAUAUGUGGAGAUAAAUUAUGGCUCCUUGGAUGGACCAGCAAUUACAGGCUUUGUUUCAAAGUAUGGAUCAUCACAGUGGGCCCAAGAGGGUGGUGAUCCAUGCUUGCCAGCUCCAUGGUCCUGGGUCGAGUGUGACUCUAAUCCCCGUCCAAGGAUUACAUCAAUAAAAUUAUCUGGGAAAAAUCUGACUGGGAAUUUUCCAACAGAAUUUACAAUGUUGAGAAGCUUAACUGAAAUAUGGCUUGAUAAUAAUUCACUGACCGGUCCAAUACCUGAUUUUAGCGGAUGCCAAAACUUGCAGAUAAUGCAUCUUGAGAACAAUCACUUAACUGGGGAGCUUCCUUCUUAUAUAGCACAUCUUCCAAGUUUAAGAGAGUUGUACGUGCAGAACAACAUGUUAUCUGGGAAUAUUCCAUCUGCUCUCCUUGAUAAGGAUCUGAAUUUAAACUAUACGGGAAACAUUAAUCUCCAUAUAGGGAGCAGUGGAAGGAAUCAUAAGAAAAUUAUUGUCGGAUCAUUGGUUGGAGCUGCUGUUCUUCUAGCUGCUUCUCUUGCUUCUUGCAUAUUAAUAAAGAAUGGAAAGAGACACUACCCCAAGAAAGGCCAUUUUGAACAAGUUUCACCUCCACGGAAAUUUGUCUCUUCGUUGGGUGGUGUGUCCACAGAAACAGCACAUUGCUUUACAUUGCAUGAGAUUAAGGAAGCCACCAGAGAUUUUGAAAAGAAGGUUGGAUCAGGAGGCUUUGGCGUUGUAUACUUUGGAAAGUUGAAAGAUGGAAGGGAAAUUGCUGUUAAAGUCCUGACAAAUAAUUCUUUUCAAGGAAAGCGGGAGUUUUCAAAUGAGGUAGCUCUUCUUUCUCGGAUACAUCACAGAAAUCUUGUACAAUUUUAUGGGUAUUGCCAGGAAGAUGGGAGAAGCAUCCUUGUUUAUGAGUUCAUGCAUAGCGGGACACUCAAGGAACACCUUUAUGUCCCAAAAUCGCAUGAACAAAGAAUGAACUGGGUCAAACGGCUAGAGAUUGCUGAAGAUGCAGCAAAAGGGAUAGAGUACCUCCAUACUGGAUGUGUCCCAUCAAUCAUCCACAGAGAUUUGAAAACCAGCAACAUUUUGCUAGACGGAAACAGGCGUGCAAAGGUUUCAGAUUUCGGCCUCUCAAAGAUUGCUGCAGAUGGCACUUCUCAUGUUUCAAGCAUUGUCCGCGGAACAGUUGGGUAUCUUGAUCCUGAGUACUACAUUUCCCAGCAGUUGACAGACAAAAGUGACAUUUACAGCUUUGGGGUCAUCCUUCUGGAGCUCAUGUCUGGUCAAGAAGCCAUCUCAAAUGAGAAGUUUGGUAUUAACUGCCGUAACAUUGUCCAAUGGGCAAAGCAUCAUAUCGAGAGUGGAGAUCUUCAAGGGAUUAUUGACCCUACACUGGGAAAUGAAUAUGACAUCCAAUCAAUGUGGAAGAUUGCGGAGAAAGCCCUUAUGUGUGUGCAGCCUCACGGGAGCAUGAGGCCCUCUAUCUCUGAAGUCCUCAAGGACAUCCAAGACGCACUCGCAAUUGAAAGAGGGGCAGAAGGUCUAAGAGAUGGCAGUUCUGAUGAUAUAUCUAAACAAUCUAUAUAUUCUUCCCUCAAUUUGAGCUCAAUGGAUCUCGGUCCAAGCGAGCAUUGCCUUUCCAUUGAUGAAUCUGUUGCUCGCCCUUCCGCUCGUUAGAUUUUUCUUUGUAUAUAUAUAUGGAUCACUAUGUUGGGAAUCUUGUUCAUACAUGAUUGAUUACCUCAGUUUUUUCUUUCUGGUUUCUGACCAUUUUUUUGUAUGGUAGAUUAGGGGGGUUGAUAUUGCUUUCUCAAGUACUUGUUGCUAACAGAAGAUAUCGAUUAUUCUAUUUUACUUUGUCGAAAAG
Molecule: messenger RNA, 3330 nt
Organism: Cuscuta epithymum
Lineage: Eukaryota; Viridiplantae; Streptophyta; Magnoliopsida; Solanales; Convolvulaceae
Source: the annotation of a GenBank genome assembly